AUGCCACAUUUGCUCAUUGUCUUUACAACAUAUCCAUCCCAGGAGUCUGCGGAAAAGGCUUCGUGCGACUUAAUAACUAGGAGGCUUGCUGCUUGCUGCCAGAUAUCCCAGGUGACAUCCAUCUAUCCGUGGAAAGGAAACGUUGAAAGGGAAACAGAGUACAAAUUGACUAUAAAAACAUUCACCUGUUUAUUUAAUAUGGUCAAGAAGCUUAUAGAAGAAAGCCACCCGUAUGAAGUUCCUGAAAUUGUUGGCAUAGAGGCACAUUCAGCAUCUGGGAGGUAUUCAGAAUGGAUGGAACUCUGCAUGGAUGUCCCCAGUAAGGGAGAUGCGUUGUAG
Messenger RNA from Encephalitozoon hellem ATCC 50504, 339 nucleotides. RefSeq names its product CutA-like divalent cation tolerance protein. The record is from RefSeq and is a predicted model, not a curated record. Gene Ontology annotation, molecular function: copper ion binding. Gene Ontology annotation, biological process: response to metal ion. NCBI's taxonomy places the organism in Eukaryota, Fungi, Microsporidia, Unikaryonidae. The transcript has a single exon. Bases 1 to 339 code for a protein of 112 amino acids.